Molecule: messenger RNA, 908 nt
Organism: Podarcis muralis (Common wall lizard)
Lineage: Eukaryota; Metazoa; Chordata; Lepidosauria; Squamata; Lacertidae
Gene: AIF1
Product: allograft inflammatory factor 1
Biological process (GO): actin filament bundle assembly; ruffle assembly
Cellular component (GO): actin filament; ruffle membrane
Molecular function (GO): actin filament binding; calcium ion binding
Source: RefSeq, a predicted model, not a curated record
CCUCUCAGAAAACCUUUCCUCUCUCCUUCUCCACAUGGUCUGUGCGAGUGUCAAUGAGCUGUGUGGUUUCUCAGAGCAAAAAAGGAAGUCGCCUCCCCAUAUAUAUUACAGACUGAAAUAUCUAUAGGCACACAGAGAAGGAGCAGCUGAGGAGGCGAGACAUCAGUUCAGCAGAGAAGUCGUCGAGGGGAACCCUCCGAAGAAAAGGCAAAGAGUUGAGCCAUGGACCCCCAAGGAGGAAAAGCGUUUGCAGUGUUAAAAGCCCAGCAGGAGGAAUUCCUGGACUCCCUUAACAAGGAAUUUAUGGAUGACCCCAAAUACAGCACUGACGAAGACCUACCUGACAAAUUAGCAAUAUUUAAGAAGAAAUACAUGGACUUUGAUCUCAAUGCACAAGGAGAUAUAGAUAUCAUGGCCUUGAAGCGCAUGCUAGAAAAACUGGGCGCAGCCAAGACCCACCUGGAGCUAAAGAAGAUGAUCACUGAGGUGACUGGAGGUAUGAGCGAAACCAUCUCCUACCGGGACUUUGUCCGUAUGAUGCUGGGCAAGCGAUCAGCUAUCCUUAAAAUAAUUCUGAUGUAUGAAGAAAAAGCCAAAGAGAAGGAUGAAAAGCCAGCCGGACCCCCGCCCAAAAAAAUAAUUGCAGAUCUUCCUUAAAAAAUACCUUUAACUACAGGGUUGGCUCCGGCCUCCAAGCUGUUCCUGGAGCUCUUCGUAAACAGGAGAGCCUUUCUUUUGGAAAAUGUCCUAGAAUAAGGGGUUCAUUUGAAAUAGUAUUUCUGGGGUCCUCCCACGGCAGAACUCUGCCUCAUUGUGUGGUGGGGUGGGGGAGAAGGUAUUUUCAUUGUAAGGUCGUAUUUGUUGUUCUACUUUUUACUCUCUCCAUUAAAAUAUAUAUACGGUAUAUA